GUGGCCUCACCACAGUAUCAUACAUCGUGAUUUACUGUAAACGUACCAUUUUAUAUUCAAAGCUACACAGGAACGAAGCUCUUCCUCGUAUAUAGGCUCCGUGUAUACAGGAAUACAUUGCUAUUAUUGAGCGAAUAUUUUUGUAUUUUAUAUUUUAAUUGUGAUUUUUAAUUUUAAUAUAACAUGAAAUUAUUAACACAUAAUAUGUUAACUUCCAAAUCCUUAAAAGGCGUUACUGUGGGUUAUCCUUUAGAGAUAAUUGCCAAAGAUGUAAAAAUAUCAGAAGUAGACUUCAACUCAGAAUUCAUAAUGAGAAUUAUACCAAAAGUAGACUGGCCAACUUUAUGGAAAGCUGCUGAGAGUAUUGGACAUGUUGGAGAACUGCCUCCAGAAUUAGUAGAAGGUUAUGAUAAAAAUAUAGAUUUCUUAAAAAAAGUACACCAUGUGUUAUUAGAAGUAGAAGUUAUAAAUGGAGAUCUGCUGUGUCCAGAAUCUGGUAGAAAAUUUCCCAUCAAUGAUGGAAUACCUAAUAUGCUUUUGAACGAAGAUGAAGUAUAAAAUUAAAAGAACCAAAUUAUUAAACAUUAAUAAAUGUACAAAAUUUUUUUAUAUUACUAUGGACAUUGAUAUUUACUGAACAUAACUUUUAUAAAUUAAUAUGUUAAUUAAUAAAAAACAUGUAGUAUAGAAUAUUUCUAUAGAAGAGAGUAUUGCGUGUUGUAUCAUUAAAAUUUAAUUUUUGUAUUUUUUAUUUGUAUUUUUGUAUUAUUUGUAUUAUGAACUACAAAUGUAGAUAAUAUUUCUUAUAUUGUAUUAAGAUUAUAUAAAAUCAAAAAUAAUAUUUUAAUAUAACACGCACGACUGAAACUAUUAGUUUAGAUUAACCUUUUUGAUGCAGAUAUGUUGUUUGCGAGUACAUUUUUGCAGUACGAAUACUUGUAUCACAAAUAAGGUUUUUAUAUACGGACUAGUUAUUACAUGAAUAUAAAUUUUGUCGUGUAGUAGAUAAAGGAUGAAAUAUUAAAAUAUAGUUCAUUU
This is a messenger RNA of Polistes canadensis, 1038 nucleotides long. It is a transcript of the gene Trmt112, whose product is annotated as multifunctional methyltransferase subunit TRM112-like protein. The record is from RefSeq and is a predicted model, not a curated record. The transcript is spliced from 3 exons. Gene Ontology annotation, molecular function: protein heterodimerization activity. Lineage: Eukaryota; Metazoa; Arthropoda; Insecta; Hymenoptera; Vespidae. The coding region runs from base 184 to 558 and encodes 124 amino acids. Gene Ontology annotation, biological process: peptidyl-glutamine methylation; rRNA (guanine-N7)-methylation; tRNA methylation.